Molecule: messenger RNA, 795 nt
Organism: Naegleria lovaniensis
Lineage: Eukaryota; Heterolobosea; Eutetramitea; Acrasida; Naegleriidae
Exons: 1
Coding region: 1-795 (264 amino acids)
Source: RefSeq, a predicted model, not a curated record
AUGAUUAACCGUAACAAACUUGUCGCAUCUCUUCGUUCUUGGACACAAUAUUCAAGAUGUUUUUCUACCGUUCAAAGCAAGUUGAAUGCAACGGAGCCUCCAAGAAAUUAUGACCCUCUUUACCCUCAUGAGCCGAUUGUCUCUACGUUGGGAGAGCCCUCCAAAGUUGAUUUAAAGAAUGACGUCCCAAAAGGUCCAAACAUUAAGGACCAAAUGGAUUCAUCCUUCAACAUGUCGUCACCAACAGGAGGAGGCAUUAACAAACCUCAAGAUAACAGAGAUCCUGUUGAAACUUCCAAUGCAAGAAGCACCUCGCGACCAACAACAACUUCACAAAGUAGAUUUGAUCCCAACAAGCAAGAGAGUGCCACUAUUUCAACCACAGGAAGAAAACAGUCCAAUCUUACUGAUGAAGAAUACAAGAGUGGAUUUUCCGAAGGUCUUAAAAACCAGUACGCUGAUAUUAUGGGUAAAAACUUGGAUCAAGACAUUCCCAUUGAGAAAAAUCUUGACCAAAAGGUUGGUGAAAUGGCGUCUCCUGAUACGACUGCUUUCAGAACCAUGAAUGAUGAAAGUAUGGAUACCACCAAGAAGAGAAAAGAAGGAAUGUCCACGAAACAGGAGGAUGCCAACUACUACCAAGGAUCCAAAGUGAAUUUGGAUGCAACCAGUUCCGAUUCAGCCAACAAAAUGACCGAUGAAGGUUAUAAACAAGUCAAAACAUCAUCCCAGCAAGGCUCUCCAACCAAAGACAUUAGAAGUGACAAGAGAACCGACAGAGCAGUUACCGAUUAG